Molecule: messenger RNA, 1076 nt
Organism: Eleginops maclovinus (Patagonian blennie)
Lineage: Eukaryota; Metazoa; Chordata; Actinopteri; Perciformes; Eleginopidae
Gene: nicn1
Product: nicolin 1
Exons: 7
Coding region: 157-804 (215 amino acids)
Cellular component (GO): nucleoplasm
Source: RefSeq, a predicted model, not a curated record
CCGGAAGUAGCAGAGGCUCCGUAGCAUGUCAACAGAAAGACCUUAGUCUACAUUUAGUCCACAUUUCUUGAUUUAUUCGUCUUUUAAACACUGUUCCUCAAACUGCUCCUCCUCCCUGGAACAAAAGACGAUGUGUGAUUCAAAUCUGUCCUGCAGAUGAGCGGCAGCAGCGAGGACGUCCGGCCCGUGGAGAGCAGCAUCAAACCCCCGGUGUAUCUGCACAUCGGAGACACAGAGGCUCUCUCCGGGGUCUGCGUGGUGGACGUCACCCUGCCCUUCGGGAAAACGGUCAAUAUUGACGAGAUCAGCUUUAAGAACCACUACACGGCCUCAGUGAGUGUGCGUCUGCUGAGGACAGCCCCCGAGCAGGAGGCCCCUGCUAAGUGGGUCACUGCUGUGAGAGACCUGCCUCUGAUGGAAAACCCCCACACUGAGGGGGGAUCCCAGGACUACUGCUGCAUACACAGGACACAGAUGCAGGUGGAUCCGGACCACGUGAUCUCUGUGAGGCUGAUCCUCAGACAGCCAUCCUCCACCUGGCUCUCCUUCAGCCUGGAGGACAUCAGGAUCUUCCCUCACUCAGAGCCGGACCCGGAGAAGGAAGUUUCUGAUUGGCUGUCGGACCUGACGCUGGUCGACCAAAACACCGACCUCGAGGGUCUCCCGGACCCUCAGACGGUUUCCUCCAGUCUGCAGCAGAUGUGGGCUCUGACCGAGGUGAUGCAGAGCAACCAGACCACGGCCUCCAUCGGACGCUUUGACGUGGACGGAUGCUACGACAUCAACCUACUCUCCCUGACGUGAGCCCGCGGAGCCUCUCCCUGCUCAACGCUCUGCGGAGGUCAAGCAUAAUACAUACCUGCAGAACCACAACCUGAGAGAGCAGAGUAACACUGUGUGUGUGUGUGUGUGUGUGUGUGUGUGUGUGUGUGUGUGUGUGUGUGUGUGUGUGUGUGUGUGUGUGUGUGUGUGUGUGUGUGUGUGUGUGUGUGUGUGUGUGUGUGUGUGAUGUACCUGUUAUUUCCUGGCUCUUAACUGAUUGAUCUUCAGUGAAUAAAUGCUCUGAUCUGAACCCA